Messenger RNA from Aspergillus caelatus, 1455 nucleotides. Its product is annotated as transferase. The transcript has a single exon. Bases 1 to 1455 code for a protein of 484 amino acids. Lineage: Eukaryota; Fungi; Ascomycota; Eurotiomycetes; Eurotiales; Aspergillaceae. The record is from RefSeq and is a predicted model, not a curated record.
AUGGCAAAACAGGAGGUCUUUUACCUGCACCCGCUUGGAUGGGAGAAUGAUCCGGACGUGGAAAGAAUUAAAGUCUCCACCCUCGACUACAUGACAGCUUGCACGUAUAACAACUACGCCUUGUUCUUCAAACUAGAUGAUGCUGAUAAGCCGAAGGUAGCGGAUGUGCUACAAGCAGGCCUCGAGCGUACUCUUAGUCAAGCACGACACCUUUGCGGGAAGAUUGAGAAGGAUGCCACAGAUGGCUAUUCAUUCGUGAAGAGAAAGGACAGUACGGUCCGAUUCUUCGUCCAGUGGCUUGACUCCCUCGAAGGAAACUUUCCGUCCUUCGAUGAUAUAGAAAAGUCCCACUUCAGUGCCACCACAUUGGGCGAUCUCAACCUCUGGAGUGUUUCUCCCAUGACUUAUGGUGAGAAACCAGAAGCCCACCCUGAUAGGAGCCCGGUAGUGGCGGCUUUCAAGGCCAACUUCAUCCGCGGAGGGCUAGUCUUUAUUAUGCACCACCACCACUACGCCAACGACGUUCUGGGUUGGGCUGGCUUCACCCACCAGCUGGCCGAGAACUGCUAUGCCAUUGUCAACCAGACACCAUUCCCCACUUGGGACAUAGCAUGCUUGGAUCGCUCGCGCCUUACCAAACCGGAAGUGCCCGAAGAAGCAAAAGUAGAUGGCCCGGCUUCGCCUGAGCGUCAUCCGGAUCACACAGUAGCCGUCUCGCUUCUUUUCCACCUACCGAAGAGCAAAGCAGCUGAAUUGAAGCAGCUGGCAAUGCCCACUGAUGGCCCGUGGAUCUCAACUUAUGACGCUUUCUCAGCUUUCAUCUGGCGUACCCUUUCGCGACUCCGCGCCCCUAUCUUCAAGCCGGACAUGUCAUCUAACAUAUUCUGGUCCGAGGCAGUCGACAUGCGCCGCCGUAUGGACAAUCCCAAAGUCCCACCGCGGAUUCAAGGUAACAUCAUGUUCGCGGCCUUCUCUCCCACGGCACCGGUGCCACAACCCACCCUGGCGGAGGUCAUAUCCGAGUGGCCGUUUUCCAAGCUGGCAUCAUAUAUCCGGCAGCUCACCAAUAGUGUUACUGAAGAAAGCCUCAGCAAGGCGCUUGAUAUAGUAGCAACUAUUCGUGACAAGGCGGCUAUGAAUGUCCGAAUUAACUCGUACCCACCCAUGUCCAUACUUCAGACUGAUCACCGUGACGCCAACAUGAGCGCAGCCAAUUUUGGCUUUGCGACACCGGUUACAUAUCGCCAUCUUUUGGACUGCAUAAGUGAGGGUGUCAUCAUCAUCUACCCGCCGCGCACCAUGGAGCCUGGCUCCGACGAGGGUUGUGAGUUCGCCAUUUCAUACGAGAAGAGGUUGGCGCAGGAAUUGAUCAAUGACCCUGAGUGGAAUAAGUUCUUCGAGUACAGGGGAGUAGAUGCUGAAGAUGCAGCCCACUCGAAGCUCUGCAAAGAGUAA